AUGGCCGCGAAAUCGGAUGGUGCAGCCGUCUCUUUACAGAAUGAAAUCCCUCCCGUGUGCCUGCCGAGUCCCGAGCAACGUUCGCCACAGUACCGCCCUGCCACUAAGCAGUACUCGCUGCUGGACUGCUGUUGGACACUCUGUGCCCUCUUAGUCUUUUUCUCGGACGGGGCCUCAGACCUGUGGCUGGCUGCGGACUACUACCUCAGGCCGAACUACUGGUGGUUCGCUCUGACGCUUGUCUUCGUGGUGGUUCCGUCCGUGGUAGUCCAGGUGCUAAGUUUUAGAUGGUUCGCCUACGAUUACUCGGACUCUAAUGGAACUGGUACGGCGGCUGCGGCUGUGGUGGCAGCCUCCGGUGCAGAGAGCCAUUUCAGCACCAAGGGCAGCGAUCAGCGGGGCGCUGGCCGCUCCACAUCGGUGGGAGCUCUGCCUGCCACGGGCACCCGGAGCGGCACCCAGAGGUGCUGCAGAGCCUGUAUGUGGCUCUUCCAGAUCAUCGUGCAUAUCCUCCAGCUGGCUCAGGUCUGGAGGUAUGUCCAUGCCUUGUAUCUGGGUGCACAGAGUCGUUGGCAUGGGGACCAUGUGCACCAACACUUUUACUGGCGUAUGAUGUUCGAGAGUGCUGACAUCAGCAUGCUGCGUUUACUGGAGACCUUCCUGAAGAGUGCCCCCCAGCUUGUCCUUCAGCUCUGCAUCAUGGUCCAGGCCAGAGAGGUCCUGCCUCUACAAGGUCUGUGUGCCUCUGCCUCGCUGGUCUCUCUGGCCUGGAUGAUUGCAUCCUAUCAGAAAGCCCUUCGUGAUUCACGCGACGAUAAGCUGCCCAUGUCCUACAAGGCUGUGGUGGUGCAGAUGCUGUGGCACCUGUUCACAGUGGGGGCACGCGCCAUGGCUUUUGCUCUUUUUGCUUCCAUCUUCCAGCUCUACUUUGGCAUCUUCAUAGUGGCCCACUGGUGUGCCAUGACUUUCUGGAUCAUCCAGGGCGAGACGGACUUCUGCAUGUCUAAGUGGGAGGAGAUUAUCUACAACAUGAUGGUGGGCAUUGUCUAUGUAUUCUGCUGGUUUAGCGUGCGUGAGGGGCCAACACGAUGCCGUCUACUGCUGUAUAGCUUCAUAGUGCUGGCAGAAAACGUGGCCCUCACGGCAGCUUGGUACUUGUACCGUGACUCACGUACCUCCGACUUCUAUGCAGUCGUGAUUGUGUGCGUGGUAGCAUGUAGCUACGCUCUGGGUACAUUCUUCAUGUUUGUCUACUACUGUCUGUUGCACCCUGACGGUCCUGUGUCUUCAUCACAGUGGGGUUGUUGUGUGGAGGACAUGGGUGUUGAACCUUGUGUCUCCUCCCCAACCUCUGUACCGCCUCCAGAUUUGGUUAGCAGUCCUCCCAGGACUCUACAGAGGACUAAAGGGACAGAUCGGGACCUGGGAUCAGGUGGGGAUGGUGGAGAUGUUUUUCAGGUACGUCCCCCUGCAUGUUCUCGGACACCUGCAUCUCGCCUCACUCCAAGGACAGAGGGGCCAGUCAUUCGCAUCGACCUACCCAGGAAGAAGUACCCUGCCUGGGAUGCUCACUUUAUAGAUCGCAGGCUGCGCAAGACCAUCUUAGUGCUGGAGAGUGCAGCUCCUGUCACACCCAGAAUUCAGUAUCGGUGCCUGGGAACGCCAAAGGAAGUAAUGGAGUAUGAGACAACAGUGUGA
Chanos chanos (milkfish) is the source of this 1698-nucleotide messenger RNA. RefSeq names its product XK related 7a (gene xkr7a). The transcript has 3 exons. Gene Ontology annotation, cellular component: plasma membrane. The record is from RefSeq and is a predicted model, not a curated record. Gene Ontology annotation, biological process: phosphatidylserine exposure on apoptotic cell surface; engulfment of apoptotic cell; apoptotic process involved in development. Bases 1 to 1698 code for a protein of 565 amino acids. Lineage: Eukaryota; Metazoa; Chordata; Actinopteri; Gonorynchiformes; Chanidae.